This is a messenger RNA of Chara braunii, 2639 nucleotides long. Lineage: Eukaryota; Viridiplantae; Streptophyta; Charophyceae; Charales; Characeae. The record is from the annotation of a GenBank genome assembly.
GCGCAUAGCAGCAUACUCCUGUUUUCAAAAACCAGGAAACAAAAAAUUUAAUCAUACUAAGAAGCCACACACACUAUUGAGAAGAAUGGCUUCCCAAAGGUAGUAACUAUAGAAUGCCCAUAAAAAUAACCACUUAUCAAGACUGACAGAAACUACAUGAAGCCUCGACCGAAUAGCAACAGCUCCCCGAGACAAGCUGAGAAAUUAUUAGAAUUUCUGGAGCAACAUCACAGACAACACUCAUCUAUGCACCAAGUAAACGAUUAGGCACUGAUCAUUGUCCCCGGCGUUCGUGGAAACAGCUAUUCAAAGCCUGUGAGAGUAAAACACUCCUAAAGAAUCUUCCUCGGAACGACAGCCUGCAGUUUACACGGCCAAGAGAUCCUGGAACCACCAGCCAGCCCGAUUCCCGAUUCCGCUCUCCUCGGCCGCAUCACUGACUGAUUUCUCUUCUUCCUUUUCCCUUCUUGCGCCCAUUUAUUCCGCCCAAAUCAGCAGAGAGGCGGAGCUCAACAAGCGCAGAUCCCGAAAUACAUUAUCAUUCAAUGUUGAAACGAGUUAGGAAGUCCGUCACUACGACUGCAACAGAACAGCAUAAAUGGCAGCAAGGAAGCAGACGCAUGCACCAGCAUAUGCAUGCUGGUGUUCACAGGAAAAGGGGGAGGAAGCGGGAGAGGGAGAGGGAGAGGGAGAGGGAGAGGGAGAGGGAGAGGGAGAGGGAGAGACAUGCCAACAGACACAUACAGACGGAAGGAAUGGAAGACAGACAGAGCAGCAGAAGGACAGAGGGAAGCUGCGGACAGGGAGUGGGAGCAGGAGCAGGAGGGGGAGAGGGCGAGGGAGAGGGAGAGACGGACGGACAGACACAGACAGACAGGCAGACAGACAGAGCUGCGUAAGGACAAAGACAAGCCGACAGAGGAUGGAGGGACUGACUAGGAGGAAGACCAACAGCGAGUGGCAAAAAAAAAAAAAACAAUUACUUGUGAAUGCAAGCAGAAGAAAUAAAAAAAAAGCACCUGCAAAAAUGAAAGGGCAGGGAAGAAGAAAAAUAACAACAAUUCUCUCUCAGGAAAUCAGAUGGACUAAAAAGACCACCAGGAAAACAAAAAGCUCACCGCCGCAAACGGCUUGUGGAUCAGGGCGGGACUAAUGGGAUCGUCAGCUCCGUCCCUGACAGAAGAGCUGAGUUCUAGACAUCAGUCAGCAAUCCAGUUAUGAAGUUUUGAUAUUAUGCCUAAAAAGGAAAGAACAGAGUACGGUAAUACUUUCCACCAGAAACAGAACACUAAAAUUAGAAAACUGCACAGAGAGAGAAGCUCAGUGUACAUCAUAGGGUCCUUCGCAAGGUCAGCGACAUUGCAGAAAAAGAGAAAGAACUUGCCAGGAGUUUAGAUUGGCCACAUGGCUUUUCGUGAAGCCAAGGGAGGGUUGGGGGGUUACAGGGGGGGAAUGCCAAAGUCAAAUUAUUGGAGAUGCAAUUAUGGUUGACAUCUACAACAUCAAGGAUCGGUAAGAGAGGAAAUCGGCAGAAGGCAGGAAAGCGCAGACGAUCAUAUUUUGGUAGGCAGCCACCUCUCUCAGUGCCUACCCUGGCUCCUUUCAUCUUAUUUGGUAGGCUACUAGGCAUCCAUUGCUGGGUUGCCUGCACUUAGCCCAGAUUACACUUCUGUGCAUCUGUACAUCCACGAGAAUCAUGGCCCGUUCUUUUCCAUCUCGACAGAAACUUCAGAAAAUGCCCAAAUGUCCACUUUCACAAUAUCUCCUGGGAAACCCAGACAUGCGUGAGCGGACUCCGGGGCACCCGAAAAAGCAUUCUCAUAAUGGUCAGGAUUUCUUCUUCCUCUCCAAACUUUAAGAGCGGCAGCUUUGGCGAUUUUUCACGGCCAGAAGAAUUCACAGAAAAUUCUGAAAAUUUGAGCAUUGGUAGAUUAGGUUGUGAUCUUUCCAGGAAAAAUAUCAGAAUAAAUAAAUAAAUAAAAUCGUUUUGACCGUGACAUGUUCCAGUUUCGCCACAGCGUCGUUUGUAGGCGAACGGGAAAAGUCGUCCAACUUCUGCGUUUUUUCCCGGUCCAAGGAAUGCGUCAACGACUCUGAAAAUUGGAGGGUCUGUAGAUUUGCCCGCGCCGAUUCGUUGCAUGUUCCAGUUUCGCGACAGCGUCGUUCGUAGGCCAACGGGAAAAGUAGUCCAGCUUCUGCGAUUUUUCCCGCCCCAAGGAAUGUGUCAAAGACUCUGAAAAUUGGAGGGUCUGUAGAUUUGCUCGUGACCUGUCCAGGAAAAAUAUUUAAGAAGAACAGGCCCGCGGACGCGAAGAGCGGACUCCAGGCACAGUUCCAUGGGCAACCAUUUCUUCUUCCUCUCCAGUGAGCCAACCAGUUCACAUCAUCCUCGUCAAACAAAUAUGCACAAAACUCACCAUCAUCUUCGUUCCCACCGUCUCUGCGGGACAAGUGGUCACAAUUGUCGUUGCCGCUGCUUGACGAGUGAGACCCUUUCCGCUUCACUCUACCAGCCAGCCACACAAUCGAUCUCCUUCAACUUCCAUUGUAUCCACCUCAGAUUCACAGUAACUAAGUUAUCCUUCAGACUUGAUCUGAAUCUCCAUGAGAGCCACCACAUCUCCGCCGCGCCUUUGAAC